Molecule: messenger RNA, 342 nt
Organism: Dacryopinax primogenitus
Lineage: Eukaryota; Fungi; Basidiomycota; Dacrymycetes; Dacrymycetales; Dacrymycetaceae
Exons: 3
Coding region: 1-342 (113 amino acids)
Source: RefSeq, a predicted model, not a curated record
AUGUCUCCAUCCGACAAAUUCAAAAAGGCAAUGGGAGAGGAUUGGGUAAAGGAAGCUGGCCACAGAAUUGAUUACAAGAUCACAGGAGACAAAACAGGGAAGAAAGAGAUAAUUGUGGCAGCACAAGCAAUGUUCAAAAUCAGGCAAAAACUGCUAGCCAAAGUCAAGCAGAUUGGCAUCCAAGAAAUGGAAGACGAUGAAACAUUUACAGAAUAUGGAAGGAACUGGAUUCCGAGUGCAGAUGUGAUUCAUGACAAGGCAGUAAAGCAAUUGAGCCACACACUGCAUAUGGGAGUGUGGAUAUCUAAAAUAGACUGGGAACACCUGAGGAUGGAUGACUAA